AUGGACAAUUCUCUUUACGUGUAUUGUCAUUUAUUUCUCUGUCUUUCUCUUUCUUUCUCUCUCUCUCUCUCUCACUUUCUCUCUCUUACUUUACUUUCCUUCUUUUUUUUUUUCUCUCUUCUUUCUCUUCCUUUCUCUGUCUUUUUUUGUUUUUUCUAUGCCUUUCUUUCUAUCUUUCUUUCUCUCUGCCUUCCUUUUUCUUUCUUUUUCCUUCUCUCACUUCUCUUCUCUUUCUUUCUUUUCUUCACCCCUGUUUUCUUUCUUCCCUUUUCUUUCUUUCUUUCUUUAUCUCUCUGUCUCUCCCCUCACUUCCAUCUCUGCCCCAUUCUUUCAUUCUCUUUAUCAUUUACUCCUUUUCGGCUUCCGGAUAGUCCUUCUCUCUCUCUCUCUCUCUCUCUCGCUCUCUCUCUCUCUCUCACUUUCACUCUCACUCCCUGUUUAUGCAUUCUCUCCCUUUCUGACCCUUUCUCCUUGACACUAUAUCUUUUUAUUGGUUUCAUUCUCUCUCUCUCUCUCUCUCUCACUCUCUCUGUCUCUCACUUUCACUCUCACGCCAUAUUUAUUCAAUCUCUCCCUUUCAUGCCCAUUCUCCUUGACACUAUAUCUUUUUAUUGGUUUCAUUCUAUCUCUCUCUCUCUCUCUCUGUCUCUCACUUUCACUCACGCCAUAUUUAUUCAAUCUCUCCCUUUCAUGCCCAUUCUCCUUGACACUAUAUCUUUUUAUUGGUUUCAUUCUAUCUCUCUCUUCUCUCUCUCUCUCUCUCUCUCUCUCUCUCUCACUUUCACUCUCACGCCAUAUUUAUUCAAUCUCUCCAUUUCAUGCCCAUUCUCCUUGACACUAUAUCUUUUUAUUGGUUUCAUUCUCUCUCUCUCUCUCUCUCUCUCUCUCUCUGUCUCUCACUUUCACUCUCACGCCAUAUUUAUUCAAUCUCUCCCUUUCAUGCCCAUUCUCCUUGACACUAUAUCUUUUUAUUGGUUUCAUUCUAUCUCUCUCUCUCUCUCUCUCUCUCUGUCUCUCACAUAUUUUUCAACUCUUUCACGCCCAUAUUUAUUCAAUCUCUCCCUUUCAUGCCCAUUCUCCUUGACACUAUAUUUUUAUUGGUUCCAUUUCAUGGCCAUUCUCUCUCUCUCUCUUUUAUUGGUUUCAUCUCUCUCUCUCUCUCUCUCUGUCUCUCUCUGUCUCUCACUUUCACUCACGCCAUAUUUAUUCAAUCUCUCCCUUUCAUGCCCAUUCUCCUUGACACUAUAUCUUUUUAUUGGUUUCAUUCUCUCUCUCUCUCUCUCUCUCUCUCACUCUCUCUGUCUCUCACUUUCACUCUCACGCCAUAUUUAUUCAAUCUCUCCCUUUCAUGCCCAUUCUCCUUGA
Molecule: messenger RNA, 1365 nt
Organism: Acanthosepion pharaonis
Lineage: Eukaryota; Metazoa; Mollusca; Cephalopoda; Sepiida; Sepiidae
Source: the annotation of a GenBank genome assembly